Effrenium voratum is the source of this 360-nucleotide messenger RNA. Lineage: Eukaryota; Dinophyceae; Suessiales; Symbiodiniaceae. The record is from the annotation of a GenBank genome assembly.
AUGCCUUUGGCCUGGAAGGUGAUCAACGCGGUCCUCAUACUUUUGCCGAAGAUGUUGGUGUGGAAGCUGACUGUGCAAACAGGCGUGGUGUUCUUAAUGGAAACAGCGUCCAUCAGCGAUCUCGUCGUCAAUUCCAUCGCGCUGACGUUCAUUUUGUCCAUCGAUGAGAUGAUAUGCGAGACCUUGACUUCCCAGUCGACCUUGUCAAUGCUCGCGCGGUGCAAGGACUAUCCACUCUUCGAGAAAGAGUUGAGCCACCUCACGGACGAAGAGAUCGAGAUGCGCUACGGUGGAGACAAGCUGGAGGAAAAGCUCAGACUGAGCGAUAUAAUUUCAAUUAUAUUUCCAACCAGAGUGUGA